CAGGACGAGCACACCACCGAGAGACCCCAAUCCCAUGCUGCUCUCCCAGUCUCCAGCCGCUACCCAUCCACAGCUUCCCACCUCCUCGCGCCGCACACGCCGCUCGGCACAGCCAUGCCCGCGCGGCGCGGCCGCCGAGUCGCUCCUCCCUCGCGGGCUACGGCCGGAGUCGCUGCCACGCCACGUGGCGGUGGUGAUGGACGGGAACUCGCGGUGGGCGCGCGCGCGGGGCAUGCCGCCGGCGUUCGGGCACGAGGCCGGGCGGCGCGCGCUGGUGGAGACGGUGCGGCUCUCCCGCGCCUGGGGCAUCCGCGCGCUCACAGCCUUCGCCUUCUCCCACGAGAACUGGAGCCGCCCCAAGGCGGAGGUUGACUUCCUGAUGGGGCUGUUCGAGCGGGUGAUCCACGACAGCGUCGCCGAGUUCUUGAGGGACGGGAUUCGUCUACGUGUGAUCGGCGACUGCUCGAGGCUGCCGGCGUCUCUGCGGAGGACGGCAAGGGACGCCGAGGAGGCAACGAGGGACAACUCGCAACUCGACCUGACGCUGGCGAUCAGCUACAGCGGGCGAAGGGACAUAGUGCAAGCCUGCCGGAGCCUCGCGCAGAAGGUGCGCGGCGAGCUGCUCAGGCCGGAGGACAUCGACGAGUCGCUGUUCGCCGGCGAGCUCGAGACGAGCCGCGGUAGCGAGCUCCCGUGUCCUGACCUGCUCAUCCGGACCAGCGGCGAGCUGCGGCUGAGCAACUUCUUGCUGUGGCAGUCGGCCUACUCGGAGCUCUUCUUCACCGACACCCUGUGGCCGGACUUCGGGGAGGCUGACUACCUCGAAGCGCUGUGCUCCUUCCAGAGCAGAGACAGGCGGUUUGGCCGGAGGAAUUCGUAGCGCGACACCAAAAGUUGGUGUUUUUAGAAGCUUUAGUGCAUGACUGUUUUGUAGCCCAAAAAUGCUAGACAUAUAGCUUUUUUACAUGCUCUUUCCAUCUAACAACCAAUCACAAACCUCCCCCCUGAUUUCCUCUCCCCCCUCUGAUUUUCAGGGAAGUGGGCUGUCCCGCUCACCUGUUGGUCAAUAAAGAUUAACCCACCCCGUAAAAGACUGUAAACUGUUUGUACGUGUAGCAUUGUUGUUUGUAGCCACACUUGAUCGGUAGGUACAUUGGGCGGAGGCAUUUCAAGCAGAUCUCUUACAGGCAAA
Messenger RNA from Triticum dicoccoides, 1192 nucleotides. Its product is annotated as isoprenyl transferase-like. The record is from RefSeq and is a predicted model, not a curated record. Lineage: Eukaryota; Viridiplantae; Streptophyta; Magnoliopsida; Poales; Poaceae. The transcript has 3 exons. Gene Ontology annotation, molecular function: ditrans,polycis-polyprenyl diphosphate synthase [(2E,6E)-farnesyl diphosphate specific] activity. Gene Ontology annotation, biological process: polyprenol biosynthetic process. The coding region runs from base 35 to 880 and encodes 281 amino acids.